Messenger RNA from Stylophora pistillata, 1415 nucleotides. Its product is annotated as adhesion G protein-coupled receptor L3-like. Gene Ontology annotation, biological process: G protein-coupled receptor signaling pathway; cell surface receptor signaling pathway. Gene Ontology annotation, molecular function: G protein-coupled receptor activity. Lineage: Eukaryota; Metazoa; Cnidaria; Anthozoa; Scleractinia; Pocilloporidae. The record is from RefSeq and is a predicted model, not a curated record. Gene Ontology annotation, cellular component: plasma membrane.
AUAAUAAUAAUAAUAAUGCUCCUUGCAAUUCACUUCAGUGCAACAGUGGCAAUAACUCUUGUUUUAUGAAAUGCAAGACGACAGGGUGCAAACAGAAUUGCAACAAUGCAGUUCAAUUAUGCGAGAUGGAUCUGGAAUGCAGCGAAGGUGACUGUGAACAAAUUUGCAAUGCUAAAACAUGUAAACUGAACUGCAGUGGAGGAAAGUGCAAAAAACAGGAAUGCUCUGAUAAAGUAAAAAUAUGUGAAAUGGAUCAGAAAUGUGGCGAAGGGGAUUGUGAACAGACUUGCAAUGCUAAAACAUGUAAACUGAACUGCAGUGGAGGAAAGUGCAAAAAACAGGAAUGCUCUGAUGAAGUAAAAAUAUGUGAAAUGGAUCUGGAAUGUGGCGAAGGGGAUUGUGAACAGACUUGCAAUGCUAAAACAUGUAAACUUAACUGCAGCGGGGGAAAGUGCAAAAAACAGCAUUGCAGCAAUGGAGUAGAAGUGUGCAGCAUGCAUUGUAACGCUAUCGAUUGUACACAAACGUGCGACAGUCCCACAUGCCACAUGGUAAGAAGCUGGCCUAACAAUCCUCAGGGUGAGAUCACAUGUUGUGGGAGUGGUGGAUGCUGUGGAAGUCUCAUGCCCAAGUACGACUCAUUGCCUUUCACGAAGGGAGUCUUUCAUACCCGCUGUGACAUAGGUAAACAUUGCAGGUGCACUAAAUGUCUAAAUGGCUCCUGCAGCACUUCAGACCUAUACAUCUCGAAUAUCAUCACACCUGCCUUUUCUACAACAGAUCAAGUUUUCUCAACUCAAAUUCCAACAGUGCAACGAACAGGAAACUCCUAUACUUGUUCAGCAGCAGUAUCGUCAUUAGGUGUAGAAGCAUCAGAAACUGCAGAAUUAAAACUUAAUCCAUCAUCAGAAUCAGCAUCAACAACAUUAUCAGUUUCUUUGUCAUCAACAUCAUCAUCGCCAGCAGCAGCAUCGUUAUUUCCGUCACCAUCGUCAUCUCCGCCAUCAUCAACUUGGAAUAUUCCGUCAUUGACAUUGGAAGCACUGAGAAAUUUGGUAGGUACAUGAGUAUUGUAAUUCCUCUUUCUCUUUGUAAUUAUAAUUUUCAUAGCCUCUGGCAAUCGCCAACGUUCUUGUGUUUCUUCAUCACAGGCAAAUCAUUCUAUUUCUAAACUCACUGAAAUAGACAUCAAGAGAAACAAUUCGUUGAAGGAGGCUGUGCGUGUAUUUCAACACUUCACCGAUAACCUUCUGAACAUCACGAAACCCCAUGCAGGCCAACUGAGUAAUAAAGAAGAUGAAACAAAAAUAGGAUCCAUAUUUGAGGUGGCAGUCGCCUUCGAGGAAUUUGCUCUUAAUUAUGGUAAAUACCAUCUGAGUGGAACGAAUCCAUCUGCAAAAAUCACUAGUCAAAAC